GGAAACCAGACCAACCAGCAGCUCACGAUGAGCCUCGGCAGCACCAUGAUAGAUUGAUCAGCUGUUGCGCUGUUGAGACGCAGUCCUUCGAUCGUCGAAGACAAAGACCAGACCAAGAUUAGACCGUAAGGCUCUCUCUCCAUGUCUACACUGACUCCCUCGAGUCCCAGUAGUCUCACAGCACCGGUUCUGGUCCAGUUCCAGCUGGGUCUGUUCAGGGAGGUGGUUCGAGUCCCUGCGGGCAACCUGAGCUACCGUCAUGCCCGGAGGUUGGCUGCUGAGGUCAUAGAGCGCAAGGCUCCAGACUGCAGUGUGGUGGGUGUCGGGGAGAAGAUUCUGCUGUUCAGACAUCAAGCCGCCUCCGAGCAGUUGCUGCAGCGGCUGACCGACUCCGACGAGCUGCAGGAUGGCGACCUCAUUGAGGUCAUCGUUUCAGGAUCAGCCUCCGUGACGCAGGUGACGAUGCGUCCACACUCCUUGGCGGUGCAGUCGUACCGGACCCCCACUUUCUGUCACCACUGUGGAGAGAUGCUGUGGGGCCUCGUUCGGCAGGGUUUAAAAUGUGACGGUUGUGGAUUAGACUUUCAUAAACGUUGUGCUUUGCAGUUGCCCAGUAACUGUAGCCGAGCACGGCGUCAGGUUAGCACCAGCUUUUCCCUGUUUCCACCCCGGCGACCUCGCACACACUCGCUGUCCAAUCAGGCAGGCGGGAGUCUAGAAGAGAUCAGCAAGUCCAAGCCCGCAUCCAGGCCUCCAUCCUGGGCCGAGGCUCCGGUGUGGCUGGGAGUCGGGUACAGCGACUGGAGCAGGGCUCAGGUCCCUCACACCUUCCACAUCCACAGCUACACCAAACCCACCGUCUGCCAGUACUGCCACCGGCUGCUCAAAGGCCUCUUCAGACAGGGGCUGCAGUGCUCAGACUGCAGGUUUAACUGCCAUCGGCGCUGUGAGCCUUUAGUCCCCAGAGACUGUCCCGGAGAGAGGAACGGCAUGAACGGGGAAGAGAGCCCAGCAGCUGAUAACAGCUGCCAACCAGACUUGGAAGACAAUGAGUCAGUGAUCACCAGCACCACAGAGAUCUGCGACGAUGACAUGUUCACCGAUGAUGACUCACAGGCAGAGACCGGGGAAGUCGAGCAGCUGCGAGAGCCGAUGAGUCCUUGUUUCAGCAGCAACAUCCCCCUGAUGAGGCUCGUCCAGUCGGUGCAUCACACUAAGAGGAGAGGCGGAGGAGUCCUGAGAGAGGGGUGGCUGGUCCACCACACCAACACAGACACAUUGAGGAAACGCCAUUACUGGAUCUUGGACUGGAAGAGCAUGACUCUGUACCAGAAUGAAAACACCACGAAGUUCUACAAGGAGAUCUCUCUGUCCGAGGUGCUCGGGGUCCGAGGCCCCACCCAGCUCUCCGUGCCACCAUCAGACGGCAGCGCUCACUCGUUCGAGCUGGUGACGGUGUCGCUGGUGUACUGCGUGAUAGCUGGCGAGGAGGGGGCAGCCUGGGAGAGCGCCAUCCGGCAGGCUAUGAUGCCGGUGGAGAGCAGCAGAGGACACAAAGAUGAGAUCCAGGAUCAAUACCGAUACAGACGCAGUGCGGACAUCAGCUCGGUGUAUCAGAUCUGUACAGACGAGGUGCUGGGGUCGGGACAGUUUGGCGUGGUGUACGGAGGAACUCACAGGAAGUCGGGUCGAACAGUUGCCAUCAAGGUCAUCGACAAGACGCGUUUCCCCACCAAACAGGAGACGCAGCUGAGAAACGAAGUGGCCAUCUUACAGAAUCUGUCGCACCCCGGCGUGGUUCUGUUGGAGGGCAUGUUCGAAACUGUCGAGCACGUGUUUGUUGUAAUGGAGAAGCUGCACGGAGACAUGCUGGAGAUGAUUCUGUCCAGCGAGAAAGGUCGACUCCCUGAACGCAUCACUCGCUUCCUCGUCAUGCAGAUUCUGGAGGCUCUGCGGUACCUGCACUUGAAGCACAUCGCUCACUGUGACCUGAAACCUGAGAACGUACUGCUGGCCACUUCAGACCCCUUACCUCUGGUGAAGCUGUGCGACUUCGGCUUCGCCCGGAUCAUAGGGGAGAAGUCUUUCCGGCGCUCCGUCGUGGGGACUCCGGCCUACCUGGCACCCGAGGUGAUCAGCAGCAACGGCUACAACCGCUCUCUGGACAUGUGGUCUGUCGGCGUCAUCAUGUACGUCAGCCUGAGCGGCACGUUUCCCUUUAAUGAAGAUGAGGACAUCCGGCAGCAGAUCACCAACGCCACCUUCAUGUACCCGCGCCAAACCUGGGCCCCCAUCUCACUGGAGGCUGUGAGCCUCAUCAAUAACCUGCUGCAGGUGUCGGUGAGACGGCGGUUCACCGUGGGCAAAGCGCUGGGACACAGCUGGCUGCAGAACUUCCAGCUGUGGUGCGACCUCCGGGAGUUCGAGCUCAGGAUGGGCUGCAGGUACCUGACGCAUCGAGGCGACGAGGACCGAUGGCGCUUCUACGCUGCAGAGAUGGGGCUGGACUUCCCCUCCCGCCUCUGCUGUGACCCCAACAAAGAAUUGGACAUGUGACCUCGAGCACAGAGGUUAAGGGUCGGACACUUUAUCAGACUGUGCAGCUACAUUAAAAAAAAAAAAACAUUCAGCAGUGAGGCCGCGGAUCAAACGGGAGAAAAGUAAUAAAGACACAAACACGUGUGGUUUUAAUAAUAUAAUUUUCCUUUUUUAUUUUCAAGUUGAGGUUUUUAACAUAUGACUGAAAGAGUGGCAUCAGUGAUGAGACAGCAUGAGUUAGGGAUGAGGGGGAGGAGGAGGAAAAUGGAGCACAGAUGAGUUAAGAUAUCGAGAUCAUGCACAGGGAGGAGCCUAACACAGCGAUCGUCGUGGCUGACCUCUUCUCUUCAAAUGCUACCUUAAACCCUGUGUUGUGAGUACGCCUGCUAUGGUUCCACGUACAGUUUUGAUUCUUCCCGUUUCAUCCACAACUUUCCUGAUGCCCUGUCUGACACCUCUCUCUGUCUCUGUCCCCCUUCUCCUCGUAAUUUUACAAUUAGCCCAAAAAAAGGCUAAAAAAAGGAGUUUAAUAAGAGAGGUGUGUGGGAGAGGUCGCUCUCUCUGGCCAUAACAGCUCAUCUUUCCGUAUCCGUUCCCGAGUCACCGCCCAGCCACGGCGCUCUCCUCCCGUUCCCCCCCACCUGUGUCUUUUAAUACUCGGCGCUCCCAUUCGUCCUCCGUGUGUUCCUGAGUUUCUUAAGGCUUUAAGAUCUCCAGGUUAAAUCGCAUCUUUGCUAACAUUCAGGUUUCACAGUGCUGUGGUGAGAGUUUUCAGUAGCACCCGACAGGCCUCGCUCCUCUGCUGACUGCACUCGUGAACGGGCUCCUGCGGGGGUUCGUGUGAGGGCGAGUCGGUGACUCAAAAGGCCGUUUUUUUUUUUUCUAAACUUCAACAUAGCAUGCAUCUGCACAAAUACACAACCAACCAAGCCAACUGACCAAUCACGUUUUCUUCUUUGAUCACCCUUCUACAAAAAAUUAAAAAAAAAAAAAAGGAGGAGAGGGGAAGAGCACACGGCUUUGCUCAAAAAUAAUCUAACUUUCGUUCUCUCUCGUUGCCUCCUUCUCUUUAAAGCCUUGUGAAGGCAGGUAUGUCAUUAUGUAUGCUGCUUACAUAAGUUCAGUGCAAUAACUGGUACACCUGUUUUUUCUUCUUCUUUUCUUUUAAACGAGAGAGGAGCUGAGCAGCCUGAACAGAGUUUGUGAGGUCUGAGCAAAGUCUUCUGCUCUUCCCCUCUGAGCAGUGUUCCUGUGUUUUAAAAAGAGGGAUGGGCGGAGUUAGGAAGAGGGGAAUAAAGUUAAGAUUUGAGAAGGUGGUGGGGGAAAAAAAAAAAAAAAA
Pundamilia nyererei is the source of this 3877-nucleotide messenger RNA. RefSeq names its product protein kinase D4 (gene prkd4). The transcript has 19 exons. Lineage: Eukaryota; Metazoa; Chordata; Actinopteri; Cichliformes; Cichlidae. The coding region runs from base 142 to 2556 and encodes 804 amino acids. Gene Ontology annotation, molecular function: protein serine/threonine kinase activity; ATP binding. Gene Ontology annotation, cellular component: cytosol. The record is from RefSeq and is a predicted model, not a curated record. Gene Ontology annotation, biological process: phospholipase C-activating G protein-coupled receptor signaling pathway; intracellular signal transduction; protein phosphorylation.